Molecule: messenger RNA, 1465 nt
Organism: Cheilinus undulatus (humphead wrasse)
Lineage: Eukaryota; Metazoa; Chordata; Actinopteri; Labriformes; Labridae
Gene: trh
Product: thyrotropin-releasing hormone
Exons: 3
Coding region: 120-932 (270 amino acids)
Biological process (GO): hormone-mediated signaling pathway
Cellular component (GO): extracellular region
Molecular function (GO): thyrotropin-releasing hormone activity
Source: RefSeq, a predicted model, not a curated record
CUUGGCCUUAACGGGUCAGCGACUGCUGUGAGAGGCUGCGCGCUCCAUCCACGACUGCGAGCACCCAGGCUGAGCGAGAGAGGGCUUUUGGAUACUUUAAGACGACCAACUAAAUUACCAUGAAGUCGACAUGUCUGCUCUUCUUGGCUUCUCUCGUGGUCUACAACCUGACUGUGUGUGUGGGACAGGGUCUUCCUGCUGAGGACGACACGGACCGAGUGACCAUAGACGACAUAAUCCUACAGAGAGCAGAAAGUCUCCUGUUAAGGUCCAUUCUCAAUAAGAUUCAGGAGGAGGACGGCAGGAACGAGGGAUCUUCCUCUCAGACAGCAUGGGUGUCAAAACGACAGCAUCCCGGCAAGAGGUACAUGGAGGAUUUGGAGAAGCGGCAGCAUCCAGGGAGGAGAGAGGAAGACGAGGAUGAGCAGUACUUGGAUGUUCAAAGAAGACAGCACCCAGGCAAACGCGAAGAUGCACUGAGCUCAUUCAUGGAGCUCCAGAAACGCCAGCACCCGGGAAAGCGCUUCACCACGGGACACAUUUCAGAAAACCCCGUCAUGCUCUUGAGUGAACUUUCCAAACGGCAGCACCCGGGCAAGCGCUACCUGGUGCUGCAAAGCAAACGCCAGCACCCAGGUAAGCGCCAGCCUCAGGGUGAGGAGAGCGAAGGGGACUGGGAUGCUGACGCAGAUGGAGAUGAAGACCUUGCUGAGUUGGAAAAGCGCCAGCACCCAGGAAAACGGUUUUGGGAUAACUCCACUCCGGAUUUAGGCACAAACAGUCCGUGUGAUGCAUUGGAACCUACGAGCUGCAGCAAGACCAGUUUACUGCUCGACUUUUUAGACAACAUUAACAAGAGCCAUGCCGAGGAGAAGAGACAACACCCGGGGAAAAGAUUCGCACCUGAGGAGGAUUUAGUGGAAGGAGAGUAGGGUAAACCGAGGUCUGCUGUGCGUCACUGUUGUAUUGUAAACUAAUAAAUGUGUACAUUAUGUGAUCAUAAUGAAUUAUUAAAAAUGAAAAAAGAAACUUCAUUAUAUAACCUCGCGUGCAACGGGUUUGCUUUGACAGUCACUGUAGCCUACCCUUUGCGCACAACAUUAUCCUGCUGUGUUUCUUUGGAGAGCUUAUGCGUAAAUGUCCACCAAACUGUGUCGUUGUUCAUACGGUGCUCAAAAGAGUGCCUGCACUGUGUUCAACUUUAUUAAUGAAUCAUCACUACAACUUGGUAUUAUUUAUUACCUUAAAAUGCACUCAUGCUGAAAUUAAAUCCAUAUCUGAAAAGUCUGGGUGGCGAUGUCGCCUCUGUGAGGUAACACACGCUUGUCUGUACAAUAAAAUGCUACAAAUCAAACAGUUAGGCUUAUAAAAUCAUUUCAUGUUUGAUUUGUGUUUCAUUCUGUCGCUUAAAGUAAAAUAUAACGACCAUCACAGCAAAUGAAACGUGUCAUUGAUUACUUUUCAC